This is a messenger RNA of Pogona vitticeps (central bearded dragon), 918 nucleotides long. Lineage: Eukaryota; Metazoa; Chordata; Lepidosauria; Squamata; Agamidae. The record is from RefSeq and is a predicted model, not a curated record.
AUGUUCAACGAUAUUCUGUCUCCAGUUUUCAUAUUUUUUUGGAUCAUUUUAGGAAUUCUAUCUGUCAUUGCCCUUUUAGGAAAUGGGUUUAUUACAGCUAUGAUCAGUCACCAAUGGCUCCAAACUGGGAAGAUGGCUUCAUGUGAUUUCCUCUUAACCAGCUUGAGCACCUCCAGAUUUCUGCUGCAGUUGUCUUCUCUCUUAGGCUAUCCUGUGUAUUUCAACAUUCCUGAGGUCAGCUUUUAUUAUUCUGCUCUAGCAGUCAUGAGCAUUUCCUGGUUCUUAUUUCACAUAACCAGCCUCUGGAGUGCCACAUGGCUCAGCAUUUUAUAUUGUGUGAAGGUCACCAACUUUCCCAAUAAUUUCUUCUUCUGGUUGAAAACAAGAAUCAAUGUGCUCGUGCCCAGACUGUUUGCAAUGUCGGUAGCUGUUUCCAUUAUCGUCUCUCUUCCGUCAUUUGUCUGUUAUUUUCAAGAUGAAAAAUCAUGCAAUCUAACAGACACUCAGUCAGUGAAUAACUACCAAAACUUGUUCUUUGCUCCCAUUUCUCUGCAUUUCACUAUUAUGGCCAUAAAUUUCAGUCUAAAUGUAACAGCAUCCAUUCUUUUGCUUGCUUCUCUGUGGAGGCACACAAGGAAUCUGAGGGAGAAUGGUAUUGCUCUUAAGGACCUCAACACUCAAGUCCACAUCAAGGUCAUGAAGUCCAUUCUGCUUUAUCUCUUCUUGUAUGUUUUGUAUAUCACAUCGAUGAUGCUUGCUACAGCCCAUAUUCUCAAGUAUGGAAGACCUGAGCGACUUGUAACUGAAAUCCUGCUCUCUGCUUUGUCUGCAGUACACUCUGCCAUAUUAAUAUCGACUAAUCCAAAACUUAAAAAAGCAUCUGCUUACAUUCUAAAAAUCAGAGAAAGGGCUUCUUGA